CAGCCUUGCAGUUCGGAGGCUGCAGUAUGUGUGCGUGUCUCCAGAUGCAGCAGCAUGUCCUCCUCCUCCUCCUAUUGCUCACAGCUCAUUCCGGCCGGGGGGAAGCUCUCCAGGGGAACCGUCCUCUGCUUACCGGGACUUCAGAGACGAGGACAAUAGCAUCCCCCUCCGACACAGCCAGUGCAGAGAGUCCUUCAGAUAUGCAGCUCCCUUGUCUGCUCGCCCUGCCAGUCUGGGGACGCGCUGAUCAGUGGGAGACACGUACCAAAUGUCUGCUGAUGUCAGUCAGUUUGAGCCCCAGGAUGUGGUGGUAACAACCUAUAACUACCACAUGGUGAUCCACGCUGAGCAGGUGACAGAGAAUGGAACGGUCAGCAACACGUUCACCCACAAGAUGCAGCUGCCAGAGGACAUGGACCCGUUGUCAGUGUGCUGCUCCCUGAGCACGGUAGGAAUGCUGGUGAUCAGUGUGAAGAGGAACCACACAGCAGAGCCAUCACCAGUCUACCACUCCGAGAUGCAGUGCUGAGAUCCACCAGCAGGGCCCAUGUCAGGGGAUAGUGCUCACUUCACUGUACUCAGCUGCUUGAGCUAUUCAUGGAAUAGAUUUAUGUAUGUGUUUGCUGUAUAUCCACUUUUACAAAAAAAGAUGAUUGAAAAAUUAGGUUUUCAAUAAUUAGGGUCUGUAAGGUGCUGUUUAUACCAAAAAAAUUACUGUUUUGGUUUUUAAAUUAAAAACGCACCAAAAAUAAAAAAUAAGAUGUGAA
This is a messenger RNA of Polyodon spathula (Mississippi paddlefish), 767 nucleotides long. Its product is annotated as heat shock protein beta-7-like. Lineage: Eukaryota; Metazoa; Chordata; Actinopteri; Acipenseriformes; Polyodontidae. The coding region runs from base 269 to 529 and encodes 86 amino acids. The transcript is spliced from 3 exons. The record is from RefSeq and is a predicted model, not a curated record.